This is a messenger RNA of Oncorhynchus keta (chum salmon), 9063 nucleotides long. Its product is annotated as centrosomal protein of 170 kDa protein B-like. The record is from RefSeq and is a predicted model, not a curated record. Lineage: Eukaryota; Metazoa; Chordata; Actinopteri; Salmoniformes; Salmonidae. Gene Ontology annotation, molecular function: protein binding. The coding region runs from base 301 to 5400 and encodes 1699 amino acids. The transcript is spliced from 19 exons.
AAGCAUUUGAGUUGACAUGUGGGACUGACUAGUUGCGUCACUCGUCUGGAGAACGUUGAUCCUUACGCGUGGCGGUGGAAGUGUAAUGUACAUUGUCGUCGGCUUGUCAAAUAUUGAAGGGAGGGUGUGUUCGUCAUUUACCUGGGCUAACAUUAUUGUUUCUUGAAACUACUUUACUAAAGAAGAGGACAUAGAUACAAUAAAGAAUAAUUUACAGCUGUAUUAACGCUGGCUACUAUUCUGGAGAAAGCAGAGUCCGGAUUAAAGGAUGCUAAGAAGGCUCUGAGUCGGGGCUCCAAGAUGAGUGUGACGUCAUGGUUCCUGGUCAGCAGCUCAGGCACAAGACACCGGUUGCCACCGGAGAUGAUCUUUGUGGGCCGGGAGGAGUGCGAACUCAUGCUGCAGUCGCGCAGUGUGGACAAGCAGCAUGCUGUCAUCAACUACGACCCAGCCACAGACGAACACAUGGUGAAGGACCUGGGCAGCCUGAACGGGACUUUUGUGAAUGAUCUGAGAAUCCCAGACCAGACUUAUAUCACCCUGAAGCUCGCUGAUGUCAUCCGCUUUGGAUAUGAUUCUCAUGUGUACAUCCUGGAGAGGAGUCAACACAAGGUGCCAGAGGAGGCUCUCAAACAUGAGAAGUACACCAGCCAGCUGCAGAUGAGUAUGAAGGCCCUGGAAGCCAGGAAGAGGGAGAAAGAGAGGCAGCAUGCUGAAGAGAGAACCAGAGACUCAUUUCGCUCCAAACAGGAGAAAGCCGAGGGUAAAGCUGCCCUCGCAGCAGUGGCCAGCGAGGCUCCAGUGUCCAGACCCACUCCUCUGUAUGGGCAGCCGUCGUGGUGGGGGGAGGAUGAUGCUGAACACGGUGAAGGACAGCAGCCAGACGAGGACCCUGCAGAGAAUACUAACGAGAGCUACAGACAGGAGGUCAACGGCUCCCUGUCAGACAGCCAGGCCAGGCCCAUCUACUCGCACCACAGGGAGCCCAGCUACUUUGAGAUUCCCACCAAGGAGUUCCAGCAGCGGGAGCUCCAGGAGGUUCCCACUAAGGACACUGACCCCCCUGCUGUCCCUGUUCUCCCCCCAGCCCCCACCCCCACACCCCCUGUGGUGCAGAGCCACGCCUCCUUCACCAUCGAGUUUGAUGAAUGCAUGCCGGGUAAAAUCAAGAUCAAAGACCAUGUGACCAAGUUCUCCUUCCGCCAGCAACGCAAGCUCCUGAGUAAGGAGGCGGUCACCGCACCCACGGAGGUGAUGUCAGCAGAGAGCAAGGUGGCUGAUUGGCUGGACCAAAGCGAUGUGCGCUUGAUGCAGAGGUGGUCUCAGACAGAGGACAUUUUCAGCACCAACAGUGACCUGCCCAUCUACAACAAGGCUUCUACAGGCCAUCACCAUGAGGAUGGGACUCGGGGCAACUCUGAGGAUUCUGUUGUGAACGGGAAGCAGAUUAUCCAGUCCAAGCCCCCUAGACCCUUCACACCCCCUGACUCAGAGGACCUUCUGUCCAGCUCCCCUCCAGAGACUCACUCCCCUCCUCAGAGCCAGGGCAAAGAAGACCCCCAGCAGGCCUUCGUCAUCGAGUUCUUUGAUGACAAUCCACGCAAGAAGCGUUCACAGACCUUCACCAACAACACAGUCCAGCCCGACAGCCCGGCCCUUAGGAACAAGCUGGAGAAGAAGUUGAGCCCCAGCUCCCCCACCCAGCAGUAUACCAUACCCCUGAAGGGCCCGGGCUCUGGAGGCCCCCAGAGGGCCGGCUCCCUGAGGCGGGAGAAGACAGAGGAUCGGAUCAAUACUAGCUUCUCUUCCCAAUCCUCCUCCAUACAGCCCAGGCCCUUUAGAAGUGUGGGCCGGAGGUCUAAACUGGCCCAGGACUUCACUGCUGAGUUUCUGAGGGAGUCCAGACAGAAGACUAGACCGAGCAUGAACACAACCUGGGAGAGGAAGACUUCACCUGUGUCUCCUACCAUCAGCCCACCACCAACAGAAAUGGCAGCAGUGCCCAACUCCCACCAUACCCCACCAAGCCCCCCUCAGCCUCCUGUCCCAUAUCUGACUCAGACCUCCACCGUCAACCAGCCUGUGUCCCUGAAAGCCCCUCUAAUAUCCCUGGUCAACCACACCCUGGAGUCCGCACGGAGCCUGGAGGCCGCACGGAGCCUGGAGGCCGCACGGAGCCUGGAGGCCGCACGGAGCCUGGAGGCCGCACGGAGCCUGGAGGCCGCACAGAGCCUGGAGGCCGCACGGAUCCUGGAGGUUAGAAGGCCCAGAAGCUUGGGGAAUGAGGAGGACGAUGCCUUGAGUGAAGCAGGCACCUACACCAUCGAGACAGAGGUCCAGGAUGAAGAGGUGGUGGAGGCACGCAGCAAGAUAGACCAGGUGUUUGGGGUUGUUGAGGGGCCAGAGCAGCCCAGCCACGCUGCAGCUGCAGCAUAUAAGCCUGUUAAGGCUCAGGACAGGGAGGAGCGUAGGGAGAGUAACUCUGUGGAUCUAAGGCCAGCUCCAGGGCAGGGACAGAAUCAGCUGCAGGUGUCUGGUGGUUCUAAGUGGGUGUCUCGCUGGGCCAGCCUGGCAGACAGCUACACAGACUCUGGCCCCUCCUCAGGCCUCUUCGACAUCCCCUCACAGAUUGAGCUGUCAGGAGUAGUUGGUGGGAGGACCGGCUAUCAGGCGAUGCUCAGUCGCAACGUCAAAAGUGUGGAAUCAGAAGGCCAGAGUUCCAGAACACGGCGGAUUCUGCCUCAGGCACCGUUGGUGGAGAAGAAUGAGACUCCAACUCCCAGCAUUCUUGUCCAUCAGGACACUUACUCUACCUAUGAUGUCAGAGAGAAGAGCUCCAGAGCCCUCUGUCCACAGGAGGGACUCCACAACCUGUCUGUACAGGAUGACCUAGACCCAGACAGCCUGAGUGAUGCCAGUAAGUCAGACGACGGCUCCAUCGUAGAACAGAGGACGACGCCCACACCAGAUAUGACAGACAAGAGUUCAUCUCCGAGCAGAGAAGAGGAGAGGCCCAGACUCACACCCAAGUCUACAUCAUUCUACAUUGACUCUGAGGAGCGGGGAUCCAGACCCAAUACGCCCAGGACUGAGAGAAAACUACCACCUCCUCCUAAUACACCACAGUUCUCCACAGCCACCCUGACCAAACAACGGGGUGGACAGGACUCACAGAAGACUGUGAAGCCCAACUCAUCAGCUCCCAAGCUGGACUACCAGGGUAGAGUCAGCCCUCAGCCCAAGGAGAUCUCAGUGUCUCUGGUCAGGCAGGAGAGCUUCACUAAGGACCAGCCAAGUGAUGCUGCACAGGUCACCAGACUCCCCCACAUCUCCAGCCAGCCUGUUCAGAAUGACCCAGACCCUGCUGAGGUGUUCCAGGGUAUCUGCAGCCAGGACACCCACUCCUACCUCAAGGAGACUGAGGACGCUCUGGCUGCCCUGGAGGCCAAGCUCCAGGCCCAGACUGAUGUAGUUCCCUGCCCCAUAGAUGACACACUGUCUGGGGAGUCUGACAUGGACUCAGCCAGCACUGCCAGCCAGCGCAGCAAUCAGACUACACCCAAGACCAGAUCUAAGAAGCCCUCUAUCACCUGUGGCCUUCAGAGGGAGAGGUCCUCUGCCAGCUCCUUCACCCAGGAGCCCAGUCGCCAGCCGUCAGCCCAUAAUCGCCUGUCAGAAAAGCAGCGAUCUCAGGGAGAUGAUAGCAGAGAUAGUAAGCCUGAAUCAGGCAGGAGGCUAGGGAUGAGACGCAGUGUGAGCAAACAUGGCUCCAUGGACCUUAGCGAUGACCCCCAGGGCUCCAGCUUACCCUACUGGCCUGAUACCAUUUCCUCAGACCAGGAGGGCUACCGGCCCACUGCACGCAAGAGGUACACCACCCCCCUGCAGAAGGAGGAGUCUUCUAAGUCUUCCAAAGUGUCCCAGGCCCUGAGCCGCUCCAACAGCAUGUAUGCCCCAAGGCCUACUAGAGCCUCCAUGCUUCGUCGGGCUCGCCUGGGCGAGGCGUCCGACAACGAGGGCACAGAGACGGACAGGAUCUCCCAGGAGGCCAGUGGGACCACCAAGGCCUCCCAGGACAGUAAGAAGCAGCUCUCCAGGCUGGACAUGCUGGCUCUGCCCCGGAAGAGGACCAGCUCCUUCACCACUCCCAGUGAUACGGAGUCCUCCGCACCCAGGACAGGCUUCUCCAACCACAGCACAGAGUCCAACAGCGGCUCUGGGCGUAAGGCCUCCGUCGCCAGACCCAGCACAGAGUCCUCCGCACCCAGGACAGGCUUCUCCAACCACAGCACAGAGUCCAACAGCGGCUCUGGGCGUAAGGCCUCCGUCGCCAGACCCAGCUCUAAGCCUGUGCUAGGCAGGGCCUCUGGAGCUCCCUGCAAGCCCAUCACCCGCGGCCGCUCCAGCAGCGCCAAAUACACCAGCAGCACAGCCAGCUCCAGACGACGGCAGAAAGGCUCUGACUAUACCUCCACCUCGGAGGAGGAGUAUGACUCUGGUAACCAGAUCACCCCUAAACACAAACGCUCCCAGACCCCCUCAGCCUCCCGCUCCCAGCCCCUCAUCCCCCCGCGCCCCAAAGCCCGCUCAAGAGACUCGGACCAGGAGAGUCACGAGGGAGACGCCUACCAGAACUGGUCCUCCCACAGUGCUGAGAUAGCAAAACUGAGUCAGGACCUGGCUAAAGAUCUGGCCAUUCUGGCCAGGGAGAUCCAUGACGUGGCUGGUGAUACUGAUCCUCAGAGCUCUUCUGGAGUGGAGGCCAACACACCUGCCUCUACCAUGACCACCCAGGACGAGUUGGUCCAUCCUAUUCCUGAGGCUGGUGUGAACUACCAGAGAGCUCCCCUUGGUUCACCUGCUGCCGGGGACCCCGACCAGACCAUGAUGAAUGAGCAGGAACACAACUCUAAGCACAGAGGAUGGAACCAGGAAGAGGUUGUUGUUGAUGACCGUAUGCUGAAUCCAGUGUCCCAGAUCUCUCUGGCUAUUCGAGAAAACACAGAGCAACUAGCUGAGAAAAUAAAGGUACUAUUCCACAACAAACAGGACAUUUGGGAGGAGAUUGAAGCAAAGAUCAAUGCUGAAAAUGACAUCCCUGUCCUGAAAGGCUCAAACAAGGAAAUCACAUCUAUUCUCAAAGAGCUCAGAAGAGUUCAGAGACAACUUGAAGUAAUCAACACCAUCAUUGAACCCAGUGGGAACCUUGAGCCAGCCAAAACCUCCACUCCUAUCUCCCCCUCCUCAGCCAGUGUAAGGCCAUCCAGGGCCCCUUCGAGAGACUGGAGAUCAUUAGGUUCCCAGCGGGGUGAGGGUGGGGUCUCCUCUUCCAGCUCCAGGUCCAGUGAGAGUGUCAGGAGAUCAGCUAUGGCCUCAGAGGCAGAGAGCUAUGUGGUCUGAGGUUCUGGAACACAGUGCCUCCUCUUCACUGCUGCGCCACAAUCCCAGGUGUUGAGAGAGUGGAUUUGAGAGGGGGAAAUGGGUACUGCUAGAGACAACUGUGGCCCCACUGCACGAUGACACUACUGCACUGUGUGUACACUACUAGAGAACUGAAAUGCGUAUUGAACUGCCAUGGUGUGAGAAGGAGAUUGUAGAAGACACACUAAAUUCAUGCAUUGGUUAGUUCAGCUGAGGGAAAACCCCUUUAAGGCAAGGCCAUUAUUGUGCCAUAUACAGUGCAUUUGUAAAGUAUUCAGACCCCUUGACUUUUUCCACAUUUUCUUACCUUCCAGCCUUAUUCUACAAUGUAUUACAUAGUUUUUCCCCCUCAUAAAUUUACACACAAUACCUCAUAAUCACAAAGCAAAAACAGGGUUUUAGACAUUUUUGCAAAUGUAUUAAAAAUGAAGAACGGAAAUAUCAUAUUUACAUAAAUAUUCAGACCCUUUACUCAGUACUUUGUUGAAGCACCUAGAGAUUACAGCCUAGAGUUUUCUUGGGUAUGACGCUACAAUCUUGGCACAAUUGUAUUGUUCAUCAUUCCCUCAAUCUGGACUUGUCUCCCAGUCCCUGCUGCUGAAAAACAUCCACACAGCAUGAUGCUGCCACCACCAUGAUUCACCGUAGGGAUGGUGCCAGGCUUCCUCCAGACGUGACGCUUUGCAUUCAGGCCAAAGAGUUAAAUCUUGGUUUCAUCAGACCAGAGAAUCUUGUUUCUCAUGGCCUGAGAUUCUUUAGGUGCCUUUUCGCUAACUCCAAGCAGGCUUCAUGGGCCUUUUACUGAGAAGUGGCUUCUGUCUGGCCACUACCAUAAAGGUCUGAUUGGUGGAGUGCUGCAGAGAUGGAUGUCCUUCUGGAAGGUUCUCCCAUCUCCACAGAGGAACUCUGGGGCUCUGUCAGUGAUCAUUGGGUUCUUUGUCACCUCCCUGAACAAGGCCCUUCUCCCCCGAUUGCUCAGUCUGGCCGGGCGGCUUAGUAGUUCCAAACGUCUUCCAUUUUAAGAAUUAUGGAGGCCACUGUGUUCUUGGGAACCUUCAAUGCUGCAGAAAUGUUUCGGUACCCAGAUCUGUGCCUCGAUACAAUCGUGUCUCUGAGUUCUACAGACAAUUUCUUCGACCUCAUGGCUUGUUUUUUUGCUCAGAAAUGCACUGUCAACUGUGGGACCUUGUAUAGACAGGUUUGUACCUUUCCAAAUCAUGUCCAAUCAAUUGAAAUUAUCACAGGUGGACUCCAAUCAAUUUGUAGAAACAUCUCAAGGAUGUAAACAGGAUGCACCUGAGCUCAAUUUCGAGUCUCAUAGCAAAGGGUCUGAAUAAUUAUGUAUAUAAGGUUUCUGUUUAUUUCUUUUAUACAUUUGCACAAAAGUCUUUAAAAAAACAGUUUUCGCUUUGUCAUUAUGGGUUAUUGUGUGUAGAUUGAUGAGGAGAAAAAAUAUAAUUUAGUACAUUUUAGAAUAAGGCUGUAACGUAACAAUGUGGAAAAAGUCAAGGGUUCUGAAUACUUAUCUCAGUUGAUCUCACUUUCACAAAAGCAUACUUGAUUAUAUGCAUUUUAUUUACAUGUUUCGGUGAUUUCCAUUAAUUGGGAAAGUGUUGCUGCAAUGAACUUAGAGCAUAGUAUAUUUAAAAUCCGCUUGAGUAUGUUUUAUUUAAUUAAGUAUCUCUUACUAAUGCAAUUAAAUAGUAUUUUGACUUUGAUUGAUGAAAUGUAUGAAUAAGUAGAAAGGCGUUCUCCAGGAUCCCUUGAUAAACCAGUGACUGGGUUUAUCAAAGACUUCCCCACUGUAUUUUCUUUUUCUAUUGACCACUUUUUAUCUCUAUGGACCAGACUUGAAGAAUGUAUAUCAAGUAUUUAAUUGUAAUGAUUUAUAUAGUAUUAAAGAGUUUAUAAGUUGGCACUUGGACACUUGCUUUGAGCUAAGAGAAGAAUGUUAUUUUUCUGGUCUUUUAAAAGAGACUGAAUCAUUUUAGAGAUGAAAUGUAAGAAUGGGUCUAGGAGUCACUGUUUCACAAAGUAUCUCACGUUGCCAGUAGAAACAUGUCAUGAUCAGAUGUGUUUUGUGCCUUAUUAUUUUGAGUCAAAAGUAGCAAUUAGGUCUGCCUCAUGUCUGAUAUUAGAAGUUUCCUUGUUCUCAGAACUGAACAUCUGUGUGGAAUGUACUGUAUGGUUGGGUGGGCAGGGCAGUGGGGCUUAGUGGUGCGGUAGAACAUCUAGGUUUAACCACCUGACAACAGCCAACUGUCUGGAGUGAAUAGUUUCAUAGCUCAGCCCAGAGAUUUUAAGCUUUAACACCGAAUAAAACACAGGACUCAUUCAGGACUUCUACCAGCAAGCGCCAUUUGGAAAGUGUUUGUUAGUAUUGCCGAUAGGUUUGAUUGUCAACCUGUCAGUUGAUUGCACAGCUGUCCAUAGUGUGGUCAGCGAUAUCUACUUUCUGUUCCCUUCUUGAUUCCCCUUUCUCAGUUUAAAUUGUGAUCUGUAGCUUCAAUUUUGCUGAAGUUUACCGUUGAAACGUCUUAGUAAAAGCUUUUGUGUGUGUCCUUUCAAACUAUAUAAACCAGUGACCCGCAGUGUUUGGCAUUAUACCCCAAUGAAGACUGCUUGGCUGUCGAAACAUUGGUUCUAAAAUGAUUGCAUCGGAGCUCCUAGAGUGUGCGGCUCUCCUUUUAUUUUUUUAUAGCAAAAGUGAACACUUUACGGACUCAAAUGCUUUCUGACAAUUUUGCUUUCUAGAUAUAUUUCCUCCAGUUUUAAUUCUGUACACUCCUCCAUUAAGCACACCACACUACCUGGUCUCCUGUGUUGUUGAUGCCAGUUUAUUAGGCCUAUUAAGUGAAGUGUCAAAAGCAAGAUGCACAUGCUGUUCAUUGUUUUGUUAUAAUCUAAUUAUAAUUGGGAGUGACAAUUAGCAGAAAUUCUGUGCAAUUAUAAAUUAAAUAAACAUGUCUUAUAAUGUAUGUACAUAUCUAAAAGUUUGAUCUGGAGAUGACCUCCAUCUAGUAUUUUGCACUAUUGUAAUACCAUUGGGACCCUUCAACCUAAUAUGCUGAGAAGCUACACUUUAAGCCCCCUUUUUUACUAAUGGGGUUGCGUUCAUUCUUUUAAAGAUUGUAUAAAUGCUCUCCUGUCCAGAAUGAGAGGAGGCUGAAAGUUCAAUGAAAUGAAAGGACUGCAGUCCACCACAAGUGCUUUCCUCUUUUCUAACCAGUUUGUGUAGCUGUCCAUGAAAUAGUAACCGCAAUUUCCCUCAGUGCCACAAAGCCUUUUUGGGAUAUAUUGUUUCAUACCACAAAGUACAGUACUUGUAUGAGCUCAGUUAAAUCUGUCUCUUUGAGCUUUUGAUUGCUAUGGCUCUGUGCUAUUCAUUGCAGUUCUUCAUCAAAAUUAGAAAUACCUUGGUGUAAGUCAUGAGUCCCAUUUUGUUAAACCUGUUCGUAUCCCUUCAAUGUCAUCACCAUGGUUUGGUUUUUUGGUUGUUUGACUCUUGCACCCUAAACAAAAAAGUUUCCACUUUAUUUUUUAUUGAUGUUUUCCAGAAUUCAUCUUUUGAAAAAGUUAUCAUUUUGUGCAUAAUUUAGAAAAUGGGAUUCCAUUUUUUGUAAUAAACUGAUUUGUAAUCAA